AAAGGACGACAUAUAAAUAUCGAAUGGUACUCCCGCAAGUCCAAAGGUGAACAACCGUGUCCAACAAAACAACCGAAACACACAAUGUCAGGGUUUAGAAUAUUAGUUGGUUGCAAACGUGUAAUUGAUUAUGCUGUCAAGGUCCGUGUUAAGCCAGAUAAAACUGGAGUAGUGACUGAAGGGGUGAAACACAGCAUGAAUCCGUUCGACGAAAUCGCUGUGGAAGAAGCAGUCAGAAUGAAGGAGAAAAAGCUGGCCUCUGAAAUUGUUGCAGUGUCUUGUGGUCCUCAACAAUGUCAAGAGACUUUAAGAACAGCUCUUGCCAUGGGUGUGGACAGGGCUAUUCAUGUGAUUACAGAACCAAAAGAAUAUGAAUCAAUGCAGCCCAUUCAUGUCUCUAAAAUCCUCUCAAAGAUAGCCACAGAGGAGAAGGCAGAUCUCGUGAUAGUGGGCAAACAGGCCAUUGAUGAUGACUGUAACCAGACAGGACAAAUGACGGCAUCUCUGUUGGACUGGCCUCAGGCAACCUUUGCGUCUAAAAUAGAGAAAUCAAAUGGAGAUCUAUCAGUCAUGAGGGAAAUUGAUGGUGGACUGGAAACAAUAAAAGUGAAAGUACCAGCUGUACUUACUUCUGAUUUACGACUAAAUGAACCUAGAUAUGCAACACUGCCUAAUAUUAUGAAAGCUAAGAAAAAGCCAUUAGUCACGAAGAAACCAUCUGAUUAUGGAGUGGACAUCACACCCCGACAGGAAGUUGUCAGUGUGGAAGAUCCCCCUGUCAGACAGGCGGGACAAAAGGUGGAGUCUGUGGAGGAACUGGUCACGAAACUGAAAGAGGCGGGGCUUGUGUGAUACUGUCCAGCGAAUCAAAUUCAAAGGUAGAAAAGUGAUGUAGAAUGGAAUAAGCAGAUUAAUGGACCAAUGAUAUUUAAAUGGAUAUUUAUACGAUAAUGUCACUGAAAAAAUAUGAUACACCAGUUCACUGAAGGUGCAUGCAUAAUAUCAAAACGGUCAAAAUCAAGGCAUUACGUGGCAUUUAUUUAUGAGAAAAAUUGAGUUAAAUCAGAAUGGGUGUACUUGUUAUGAAAAUUUUGAUUGAAUUAAAACUGAAAUAUAAA
Molecule: messenger RNA, 1118 nt
Organism: Magallana angulata
Lineage: Eukaryota; Metazoa; Mollusca; Bivalvia; Ostreida; Ostreidae
Product: electron transfer flavoprotein subunit beta-like
Exons: 7
Coding region: 85-852 (255 amino acids)
Cellular component (GO): cytosol
Molecular function (GO): electron transfer activity
Source: RefSeq, a predicted model, not a curated record